CCAUGAGAAAAGCCGGUUAGCAGCAAGCACCAGUUUCUCAAUGGAGCACCUUCGUUCACUGGGAUUUCUUCUGUUUCUAUCACUGGUUUCGUUGUCAUUUGGUGGCUAUACUCGUAGUUCAGAUUCCCAAAACUCAGUGACCUGUAAUCCCAGUGACUUAAAGGCCUUGACUGAUUUCUCAACCUGCUUAGAAUCUGCCAUUCUUGACUGGAACAGCUCUUCAUCUUCCUCCUCUGAUUGCUGCACUUGGCCUGGUGUUACAUGCGGUAACAUAACUGGUUUAGGCACAAAGGUGGUAAGCUUGGAGCUUAGCAACAGAGCACUUACUGGAAGAUUAUGUGUCCCCCUAGCAGGUUUUGAUCAACUGAGAAUCUUAAACGUGUCUUACAAUUUCUUUACAGGGUUUCUUCCUGAUGAAUUGUUUUAUUUGCAAAACUUGGAGGGAACAUUCCAGAAAGUUUAGGUAAUUGUUCCUCUUUGCAACAUCUAUCCAUCAAUGGAAAUAGUCUAUUAGGGAGAUUACCCAAAAGCAUAGUUCAUCUGCAGAAUCUGAAAGAACUAUAUUUGCAAUACAAUAAGCUCUCAGGACCACUGAAUGGUAAAAUUGGUAACCUGUCAAACCUAGUGAAACUAGACAUCUCUGAAAUGGGUUUUCUGGAAUUCUCCCAGAUAUCUUUGAGAGCCUCAUGAGACUUGAGAGUUUCUCUGCAAGAUCAAACAAUUUCACAGGUCAAAUGCCUACAACACUGGUAAAUUCUCCAUCUCUUAAGGUGCUCAGUUUGGCUAAUAACUCUUUUAGUGGUUCCAUUAAUGUGAAUUGUUCUGCAAUGAAAAACCUUACUUCCCUUUGUCUUUCUGCCAACAAGUUUCUUGGUACAAUCCCUGGUAGUUUAUCAAAAUGCCCUAGACUGGAAGAAAUUUCUCUUUCCUCCAACAAUCUCAGUGGUGAAGUUCCUGUUACCUUAAAAAAAAUUUCAUCUUUAACCGUCCUUGGACUUUCAAGUACUGGUCUGCGUAAUUUGUCUUCAGCUUUAAAUGUUUUACAGCAUUGCAGAAACUUGAGCAUUCUAGGCCUUCCAAAUAACUUCAUCAACGAAGAAAUGCCACAAGAUCGUAUUGUAGGAUUCAAAAGUCUGCAGGUUUUAGUGUUGGCCAAUAGCCAAAUCAAAGGCUCAGUCCCAAAGUGGUUAAAGGGAUGCAAGAUGUUGCAGUUUGUGGAUUUGUCAUGGAACUCUUUGAGUGGAAUCAUCCCUUCUUGGUUUGGCAAGUUGGAUCAUCUCUUUUACUUAGACUUGUCGAAUAAUUCUUUGACUGGUGAAAUCCCAGAAAGCUUGACCAUGAUUUUGGGAAUACAGAACAGCAAUUUCUCAUCCCGAGGGACUAGUUAUUCAUCUUCAUCAUGCACUUACCUUUCCACCGUUAAAGGAGAUAAUACUGAUCAAACAAGACAACCAAACAGGUUGGAAUAUGACAGAGUUUCAAGGCUUUGUCCAUCUCUAGUGCUGAGUCACAACAAGCUUGAAGAACCCAUAUGGCCAAGUUUUGGAAACCUGAAAGGCCUUCACGUGAUGGAUCUAAAACACAACAGACUCUCAGGAACUAUUCCUGAUGAGUUAUCAGAAAUGACAAUGUUGGAGAUUCUAGAUUUAUCUUAUAACAGACUCAGUAGGGAAAUACCACCAUCGUUGGUAAAGUUGAGCUUUUUAUCUGCAUUUGAUGUGUCUUAUAAUCAGUUGCAGGGGAAAAUGCCGGAGGGAGGUCAAUUUGAGACAUUUCCAUCAUCAAGCUUUGAGGGAAACAUGGGGCUUCGUCUAUCUGGUUCUGUUCCUUCUGAAGCCGAGGAUGUUCCUCGUCAAAAGUUUCACCACAAAGAUGACAAGAUAGUAGGUUUGCCAUUUGGAUUCGGGGCUCUAACUGGUUUUGUCGUAGCCUAUACCAUUUGUUUCUCCCUUGGUUGGAGGUCUUCAUGGGCUUUUAGAAGAAGUGUACACAAGCGAAGGAUGAAUUAACGUGGUUAAUCACUCGCUGUGUCUGGGUAUUAUCAUUUUCAACUGAACUUCUUGUGCAUCGACUGGGAUUGGUCACUUUUAAUUCACAUAUGGUUAUGAUUUGGGGUGGUUUUGAAAUUUGAAUUAUUUAUUAAUAUGUAAUGUUUC
Molecule: messenger RNA, 2156 nt
Organism: Prosopis cineraria
Lineage: Eukaryota; Viridiplantae; Streptophyta; Magnoliopsida; Fabales; Fabaceae
Product: phytosulfokine receptor 1-like
Exons: 2
Coding region: 687-2009 (440 amino acids)
Molecular function (GO): protein binding
Source: RefSeq, a predicted model, not a curated record